Plasmodium berghei ANKA is the source of this 3933-nucleotide messenger RNA. RefSeq names its product conserved Plasmodium protein, unknown function. The record is from RefSeq and is a predicted model, not a curated record. NCBI's taxonomy places the organism in Eukaryota, Apicomplexa, Aconoidasida, Haemosporida, Plasmodiidae. The transcript has a single exon. The coding region runs from base 1 to 3933 and encodes 1310 amino acids.
AUGAACGUGCUCUAUAUGGCACACCCUAAUUACCUACCCCCAAAAGAAACGUUGAAAAUUCAAUGUUCAGAAAAUGGAGCAAUUAAAUGUAUAAAAAAUUUUCCGACAAAAAAGGGACAAAAUUUUCAAAAGAAAAAAACAAAUUCAAAUUUGAAUAGUUUGGGUUUUAUGGAAAGGAAUAAAUAUGAUAUAAAAGACAAUGACAAGGAACAAACAUAUGACUACAAAGAAUCUGGAUAUACUGAAAAUAAAUUGAACAAAUGUGUUGAUAGCAAUAAUAUUGAGACUAAUGAAAAUCAAAAAGAUAUUCUAUGCUAUGAUAUUUUAUUUCAAUCAUGUACAAAUUCCAUUAAUGAGAAAAAAAUCGAUUAUUCAAAAAAAAAAAGAAAUGAGCACAUUAAUAUUACUAUCAACAUGUGUAAGAAAAAACAAAAGGUUGAAAACUGUGAUAAUAAAAAUUUUGUAAAAAGUCAAUAUGAAAAUGUGAAUCAAAAUUGUAAAGAAAAAAAUAAUCCACAGAAUUAUAAAACAAAUAUAAAAAAAAAUGAAAUGUUACAACACACCAAUGGAUUAUAUAGUUGGAAUGAAAUUAAAAAAAAUGAAAAUUUGUCUUUAGUCAAUAAAUUUGAUAAUUUCAAAUCGGUUUUAGCUUAUAAUAAUAAAAUAAAUGAUGAAACAAUUUUGAAUAAUAUAAAUAAAAUUGAUGAAAAAAUAUUCCUCAAGAUCAAUCAAAAUUAUAAUGAUUUGGGUUAUAAUAGUAUAAACAAUAGUAAUAAUUUGAAUACUGUGAAAUAUUUUCCAGAAGACACAACAUUGAGGGAACAAAUAAACAUAUACAAUAAAAAUGAAAAAAUAUUUUUAGAUAUAAAAAAUGUAACAUAUAAGGAUUAUUUAGAGGAAAGUACAAGUAGAUCCACAAGUAGAAGUAAUCGAAGUAGUAAAACUGAUGGAGAAAAUAUAAACAUUUGUUGGAGCAACUAUUAUUUUAAAGACUUAUCAUGUGAAAGCAGUUACAAAGAUGAAGAUAUAAUAAGCAGAGUAAAUUUAGAUAUACCAGAUAUUAUAGAUGAUGAUAAAAUAACGAAAGUGCAUAAUGACAAAAAAAAAGUUGAAAAACGAAAAAAAGAGGAUCAUAGUGAAAUUAGAAAUGAUAUGAUUAAAGAAAAUAAAUUGAAAGAAAAAAAAAUUAACAUAAAAAAAAUUAUCGACAGGAAUGUAUUAACUAACUUUAUUGAAUGUGUCAACAAGCAAACAAAUUCUACUGAGUUUAUUCCAUUUAGAAAAGUUUCAAAAGAGAAUCAAAAUAAUAAACAAAUUAAAAAAAAUGAAAAUUCCAAAAAUUCCAAAAAUUCCACAGAUACAUUAUAUAAAAAGGUUUCUCAAACUAAUAAACUGAAAGGAAAUGAAAAUACUAUAAAUAACCAUGUUGAAAAAAGGGGUACACAAAAUAAAUUUAUGAUAAAUAAGGAUAUAUCAUUUAUUAACAAAUAUAAAAAAGUUUUAUUACCAAUAAACAAAAAUGAGCAUAUAGUUCAUAUGUCUUUGCCUUCUCAAAAUCGGUGCAAAAGUGAGAUUCUACAAUCAUGCCAAAAUAAAUUUAUAGCUACUAAUAGAAAUGUUGUCCCAAAAAUAGAAAAAAAACAGCUAGACAAAAAAGUUAAUUGUAAUGAUGGUGAUUUUCCAAAAAUCAAAUUAGAAAGCAUCUUAUCAUCACAAAAUAAUUAUCAAAGGUGUGAUAACAAAGUUGAAGAGAAAUAUAAUCAAAAAGUAAUUAUAAAUAAAUCGAAAAAUGAAGAAAAUAUAAGUGCCUUAGAAAAGCCAUACACAAAUUGUGUAUCAUCACUGCUUUGUGCAAAUAAAAAUAAUCAAAAUGAAUUGAUCCACCAAAAUGAAUGUGCAAAAACAGGGAUAAAUUUAUUACGAACAAAUAUCUCAAAUAAAAAAUAUGCACCUCAUAAUAAGGAAAUGCCUCACCAUGAAAAAUUAAAAAUGCAAAAUAAUAAAAUAAAAUUGAUAAAUAUUACUAGCCCAAAAAAUGGAGCCAUAAAUAGAAAUUAUAAAAAUUUACCAAACUCUAACACAAGUCAAAAUUAUGAUAUCCCCAAAGUUGAUAAUAAUAUGCCCACAAUAAGUGACGAUAAUAUUUCAAAUCAUUUUAAAGAGAACUAUGAAUAUUUAAAAAAUUAUUUUUACAAAUUAAAUAAAACAAAUACAAGUAUAAAUGAUUAUUUUCUUAAUCUUUUCUGCUACACAUUUAUGAAAAAAAAAAAUCAAAUGAUGAAUUCUAAAUCGAGCAAUGAAAAUUGGGCUAAUAAUAUGCAACUACACAAUUUUAACAGUAAAGAAAAUAUUACUACCAUUUUUAAACAAAGUGAUAUAUCUUAUUCAAACAGGUACACAAAAAAAGAACAAGAUAAAUCAAAAAUUGAUAAGCAUGAUAAUAAUAUUAUUUGCAUGGAUAGACCGAUGAAAGGCACACACAAUUUACUAAAAAAUGAAAACUUAUACAAACAGAAUAAUCCAAUUGAUAAUAAACAGACAAAUUCAGAAAGUAAUCAUAACGUUAUGAAGACAUAUCAAAACAGUUUACCUUAUUGUAGAGACACUAAAAGCAACGAUGCAAUUAAUAGCACCGUUUGCAAAAACCCAAAUAAAAAUAAUAGCAUAAGGGAAAACUAUAAUAAUGUUUCUAAUAUAGAAAAUAGUGAGAUAAAAAAUAUUUUAUACAGCUUUUACAAUUAUUUGAAACUAAAGGAUUAUAUUAUUCCUCAUAAUAUUUAUAAUAAUUCUGAUAAAAGGGAUAUGAAUGAAAAUAAUCGAAACAAUAAUAAAACUGAUAAUUACAAAAAAGGUUAUAAUGUUAAAGAAAAUCACGAUUUUAUAAACAUUUCUUACAAUUUUAUAGAUGAGCACAAAAACUUAAAUAAUAACAUAAGAUAUGACAACUUUUGCAGCUAUCACAAAAGAGAGUUGAAUAGUUAUGAUAAUAAAAAUAAGCAUGUUCCCAAAGAACCGAAUAAUUGUGACUCAGCAAGAAAUGGUAUAGAUAUAUCCAAACCUACAAACGAAGAUAUACACAAAAAUGAUUAUCCUCAUUAUUCUAACCAUUUAAAUCAAUGUUUUAGUAAAGGGGUAAAUGCCAACUGUUUUUAUGGAUGUCCUCAUAGUUUCUAUAAAAAAAAUGUGGACAAAAAAUAUAAUCGUAUUUUCAAAGACAAUAAAGUAAACUUUAGCAACGGAGCAUAUUUUUACUUAUUAAAAAAUAUAAUAGAAAAUUUAGACAGAGAAGAAUUACAGAAAUUAAUGAUUUGCCAAACUUGUUACAUAUUAAAAAAAAUAAAAAAUAAGAUAACCCCUAUUGAUGUUAUUUUAGAUACACAAAUUUUAUUUUAUGACUGCAAUAGCUAUUUCAAAAAAAAAGGGUGGAUAGAUGAUACUACUAAAGAAAAUAAAAUUGAAACCGGUGAAAAAAUCAACAAAAAUAAUAUCACAAAUUAUAAUGAAAAAUAUAAAAAUAAUGAAAAUUUAUACUAUUCUAAUUAUCAGCUGAAUGAUUUUCAUAAACGAAAAAAUAAUGUAUCUUCUGUUAACCCUAAUAAUGAUACUGUUGGUCAUUUAAAUAUGUCCAACAGUGUACAAAUGAUUUAUAAACACCAUCGUGACAACAGCGAUAAUGUCCAAAGCGAUGCAAUUUCUCUAGAAAACGAUGGCGAUGCUACAGCUGCUACUACUACAUAUAUUACUCCUACUAAAAAGAAUGUACAAUUCUAUAAUAUUGGAAACCGUGAAAUUUCGAGGACGUCUACUACAACUUCUAUUAGUCAUAAAAUGAAUGCCAAUCAUUUAAAACGUGACGAAAUAAAUGCAAAAGAUAAUACAAAUAUGGAUGAUAAUAAAUAUAUAAAUUCCGAAACAAAUCAAAAUUUCAUUUAA